AGUUUUCGUUGAGAUUUCGACACAAACGGUCCUAUCUUUAUAGACAUUGCGGAGCGAGGGCUAUCAAGUUUGACUCGAUUAAAAUUAUCGUCUUAAUAUUUGUUUUUGCGCGCAAGACGUUUGUUAAAACAAUUUCUGUUGUUCGCGGUAAUCUGUGUAGCAGUUAACGUGACAUAUUCAUGCACUACACACACUUUAUUUGGUGAUUCGUUUCGUUUCGUUUCGCUAAUUUUUUUUUUAUUUUGCUGUGCGAUGACAUAUUAAAAGAGAGAAGAAAAAAAAAAAUACAACAAAUCUCAUGAGCGUAUUGUGAAUGUUGUGCAAACAAUCCAGUUCAUACAUGUGCAUAUAAAUCGAACGACGAAAUUUUCAAUGAAUUUGAAUUCGUUAAUAGAUUCAAAUUAGCCAGAAUAUGUACUAGAUAUUGUGUGAUUAUUACGUCGACACCGAAAAGAAAAUAGACUGUACAACAAAACGUUGGAAAGUUCCAAUCCAAAGAUUUUUUCUAUUAUACCAAAAUAAAAAUUGGAAUUUAUUGCUUGAAAUAGUGUUGAGUUGUACAAAAAAAAAAAAUCAUACAAUCUGACUUCGUUGAACGGAGGGAAAAUGAUUCCACCAACACCCACGACAUUAACCACAAUGCCGGGAUCAAAAGCGAAAAUUGGUUUUAGCAUUGAUUCAAUUGUUGGCGAAGAAGUGUCAAAAUCCACGACAACAGCAACAAGAGAUCGGAAUGAUAAAUACGUUUGUCAAACGGAAAUAGCACGAGCAUUACGUUUAUCAUCUGAUUCAUUUGGUGCUGAUGGCCACAUGAAAUUUCGACCCGAAUUAAAUGGCACCACAAAAGAUGUCCGCAAUCUAUUUGGCUAUUCAAUGAAACGUGAAUCAUCGUUGAGCCCAUUAGCACCGUAUCAAACCACACAAACAACGGCAUUGCCGUCGGAAGAGAAUCCAAUGCGAAAAUCGCGUUCACCGUCGCCAAAUCAAACUGCUAGUGCUUUAACGAAUAAUAAUAACACAAGCAACACCAAUAACAACAACAAUAAUAACAAUUUACAUACUAGUGGUAGCAAUUCAAAUAAUAAUGAGCCGCCGGUAGUUCCUUCAUUAACAUUUACGAACGGUAUGCAUCCGAGUGGACCAAUCAGACCAAUGCCAAUAGUUCCGCCGACAAAUUUGGAAAAGAAUUUGCCACCAUCGUAUCUGGGAUUAAGUGCGGCAGCGGCAGCGCAUGCACCUCAUCUACUGCAAAUUCAAAUGGCCGCAGCAGCGAUGGCACAACGACAUGUGACCGAACAGGGAUUCGCACAAACCGCUCCAUUUCGGCAUGCACCACCACCACCACAAGGCUAUCCUCUGUAUCCAUGGCUGAUUAGCCGGCAUGGACGAGUAUUUCCACACUUCCCGGGCAAUUUCUUGCUGCAUCCAUUUCGAAAACCGAAACGCGUGCGGACCGCUUUUUCGCCUGGCCAAUUAUUGAAACUGGAACAUGCAUUCGAGAACAAUCAAUAUGUAGUUGGCGCUGAACGAAAAGCAUUGGCUCAACAACUGAAUUUGUCUGAAACACAGGUUAAGGUAUGGUUCCAAAAUCGGCGCACCAAGCACAAGCGCAUGCAACAAGAAGACGACACAAAGGGCGAAGGUAGCAAUCAUUCAAAUAAUCUCGAAGGAAGCUACGACGAUGAAGAGGAAAUGAUCGACAUGGAGAUGGAUGAUUGUUCCAGUGAAGAUGAGCAUGGCGUUCAACAUUAACGGUUCCACACUACAUGAUUGAAAAACGAGAAUAAUUUUAUUUUGUGAGUGAUUCGCCGCAUGCACUUGGAAAUGCAUAUCAAAACAAUGGAAUUUCAAAAAAAAAAAAAAGUAUGAAGAAGUAACAACCAGCAAAAUGGAGUGAGAAGAUGAAGUAGAAGAGAAAAAAAAGAGAGCAACCAACACGAUUUUUUUUUGCUGUUGUUCGGUGUGCAAAAUUCAGUAUGAUGGAUCAGUGUGGCGGAUCAGUGUGUAAUUUGUAUUGAAUUUGCCCGCCAAAUUAAGUUUUCAUCAAUCUAGAGUGUACAAUGGUAUGUGCAUUUUAUUUGGUUAUAUGAAUAACUGUGCCAAAUAUUAACUAUAUGAGUAUGGAAAACAUUUUCCCAGUGAUUUAAUAAGCAAACAGAAGAAAAUAACUAAAUAAUAUUGAGAAGAAGAAAGAAAAAAACGAAGUACUAUACGAAAAAGUUGUAUAUUUUGAUUUUUCAACAAAAUGUCGCUGUACGCACUUCUUUGGAAGGUAAAAAAGGUCAAUAGCAAACUAAAGCAAUGAAACUAAUAUGUUUUACAUCAGCCAAAUUCGAUUCAAUUCCAAAAUUCAACAAUUUAUACAUCAUUAUGUGAUUAUUUUCUGUUUUGUUCCAAAAUAUAUCUUAGGAUAUAAUUGAAUUUAUAACUUUCACUCGAAAAUAAAAAAAAUAAA
Sitodiplosis mosellana (orange wheat blossom midge) is the source of this 2455-nucleotide messenger RNA. Its product is annotated as homeotic protein empty spiracles-like. The record is from RefSeq and is a predicted model, not a curated record. Gene Ontology annotation, biological process: central nervous system development; neuron differentiation; regulation of DNA-templated transcription. The coding region runs from base 607 to 1752 and encodes 381 amino acids. Gene Ontology annotation, molecular function: DNA binding; DNA-binding transcription factor activity, RNA polymerase II-specific. Lineage: Eukaryota; Metazoa; Arthropoda; Insecta; Diptera; Cecidomyiidae. The transcript has 4 exons.